Molecule: messenger RNA, 19527 nt
Organism: Loxodonta africana (African savanna elephant)
Lineage: Eukaryota; Metazoa; Chordata; Mammalia; Proboscidea; Elephantidae
Gene: MCTP1
Product: multiple C2 and transmembrane domain containing 1
Exons: 23
Coding region: 1-3003 (1000 amino acids)
Biological process (GO): regulation of neurotransmitter secretion
Cellular component (GO): synaptic vesicle membrane
Molecular function (GO): calcium ion binding
Source: RefSeq, a predicted model, not a curated record
AUGGAGGCUCGGGCUGCUGCUGCGGACGAGCCCGAGUCUGCGGCGACGUCCUCCUCCUUUCAGGCCAGGCUCUGGAAGAACCUGCAGCUGGGGGUGGGCAAGAGUAAAGGCAGAAGGGGCGGGCGCGCGGGGGCCCCUGAGAGCCACACUGCAGACACCCCGUCGCCUUCUCCACCGCCCCCGAGGGGCAGGCGGGACGCAACGGCCGGCGUGGGCGGCACGGGCAGCAGGUGGAGUGGCUUCAAGAAGCGGAAACAAGUGCUGGACCGCGUCUUCUCCUCAUCCCAGCCCAACCUGUGCUGCUCCUCCCCGGAGCCCCUCGAGCCCGGAGGGGCUGGCAGACCAGAGCAGGGGUCAGCGUUGCGCCGCCGGAUCCGCGAACAUUUGUUCCCCCCGGGAAAGGGGUCCUCGGCAGCCGCUGGAGCAGCCGGAGGGACGCCUCCUGGCGGACGCUCCCCCGACUCCGCUCCGUCUUCGUCCUCCGCCUCAUCCUCCCUGUCCUCCUCGCCCCAACCGCCCCCGAGGGGGGACCGCACGCGAGAUGAGGAUGCACAGCGUCGGGGCCCCGGAGCGCACUUGUGCCAUCAGAAGAGCUCCUCCCUGCCGGGCACCGCCUGCCUGGAGCAGCUGCUGGAGCCGCCGCCUUCUCAGCCGCCCGCAGAGCCAGCGCGGAGCCCCGCAGAACUCCGGACAGCCGAGAAGGAUGAGGAGCGCGGCAGCAGCCAGAAAAUACAUACUGCUGGAACCAGUAAUGCAGAUGUUCCUCUGGCUGACCCCGGAAUGUACCAGUUGGACAUUACAUUAAGAAGGGGCCAAAGUUUAGCUGCCCGAGAUCGAGGAGGGACGAGUGAUCCAUACGUGAAGUUUAAAAUUGGAGGAAAAGAAGUUUUUAGAAGUAAAAUAAUACACAAGAACCUCAAUCCUGUGUGGGAGGAAAAAGCUUGCAUUCUUGUUGAUCAUCUUAGAGAGCCAUUGUAUAUAAAGGUCUUUGACUAUGAUUUUGGACUACAGGAUGACUUUAUGGGCUCAGCCUUUCUGGAUCUCACACAAUUGGAGUUAAAAAGGCCCAUGGAUGUGACCCUAAGUCUGAAAGAUCCCCACUAUCCUGACCAUGACCUUGGAAUCAUUUUGCUUUCAGUCAUUCUUACCCCUAAAGAAGGAGAACCCAGAGAUGUGACAAUGCUAAUGAGGAAGAGUUGGAAAAGAUCAAGUAAGGAACUCUCAGAAAAUGAAGUGGUUGGAUCUUAUUUCUCUGUGAAGUCUUUCUUUUGGAGGACAUGUGGCAGGUCUGCUCUUCCUGUCCCAGGCUUCUGCAGAGCAGAGCUUCAGCGUCCUUAUUGCCAAAAUGCACAAUUUCAGACCCAAAGUUUACAUCUGUCAGAUCUACACAGAAAAUCACAUCUUUGGAGAGGAAUAGUCAGUAUCACUUUGAUUGAAGGACGAUCUCUCAAGGCAAUGGAUUCAAACGGGUUGAGUGACCCCUAUGUGAAGUUCCGCCUUGGGCAUCAGAAAUACAAGAGCAAGAUUAUGCCAAAAACUUUGAAUCCUCAAUGGAGGGAACAGUUUGAUUUUCAUCUCUAUGAAGAAAGAGGAGGAGUCAUUGAUAUCACUGCAUGGGACAAAGAUGCUGGGAAAAGGGAUGAUUUUAUUGGCAGGUGCCAGAUCGACCUGUCAGCUCUCAGUAGGGAGCAGACACACAAGUUGGAGCUGCAGCUGGAAGAGGGUGAGGGACACCUGGUGCUGCUGGUCACCCUGACAGCUUCGGCCACAGUCAGUAUCUCUGACCUCUCUGUCAACUCCCUGGAAGACCAGAAAGAACGGGAGGAGAUAUUAAAGAGAUAUGGCCCAUUGCGGAUAUUUCACAACCUGAAAGAUGUGGGAUUUCUCCAGGUGAAAGUAAUCAGAGCAGAAGGGUUGAUGGCUGCUGAUGUCACAGGUAAAAGUGAUCCGUUUUGUGUAGUAGAAUUGAAUAAUGAUAGGCUGCUAACACAUACAGUCUACAAAAAUCUCAAUCCUGAGUGGAACAAAGUCUUCACGUUCAACAUUAAAGAUAUCCAUUCAGUUCUUGAAGUGACAGUUUAUGAUGAAGAUCGGGAUCGAAGUGCUGACUUUCUGGGCAAAGUUGCUAUACCAUUGCUCUCUAUUCAAAAUGGUGAACAGAAAGCCUACGUCUUGAAAAACAAGCAGCUGACAGGGCCAACAAAGGGGGUCAUCUAUCUUGAAAUAGAUGUGAUUUUUAAUGCUGUGAAAGCCAGCUUACGAACAUUAAUACCCAAAGAACAGAAGUACAUUGAAGAGGAAAACAGACUCUCUAAACAGCUGUUGCUAAGAAAUUUUAUCAGAAUGAAACGUUGUGUCAUGGUGCUCAUAAAUGCUGCCUACUACGUUAAUAGUUGCUUUGACUGGGAUUCACCCCCAAGGAGUCUCGCUGCUUUUGUGCUCUUUCUCUUUGUUGUCUGGAACUUUGAGCUCUACAUGAUACCACUGGUUUUAUUGUUACUGUUGACAUGGAACUACUUCUUGAUAAUAUCAGGGAAAGAUAACAGGCAACGUGAUACAGUAGUAGAGGACAUGCUGGAGGACGAGGAAGAAGAAGAUGACAAAGAUGACAAGGACAGUGAAAAAAAGGGAUUUAUAAAUAAAAUCUAUGCCAUCCAGGAGGUAUGUGUCAGUGUCCAGAACAUCCUAGAUGAAGUGGCUUCCUUUGGCGAAAGGAUAAAGAAUACUUUCAACUGGACUGUCCCGUUCUUAAGCUGGCUGGCCAUUGUCGCCCUCUGUGUAUUCACAGUCAUCCUGUACUUCAUUCCACUGAGAUACAUUGUCCUUGUCUGGGGCAUCAAUAAAUUUACAAAGAAGCUUCGGAGUCCAUAUGCAAUUGAUAACAAUGAACUACUUGACUUCCUUUCCAGAGUCCCUUCAGAUGUACAAGUGGUGCAAUACCAAGAGCUGAAACCAGAUCCUUCUCAUAGCCCAUGUAAAAGGAAGAAAAACAAUCUGGGAUAGCCAGCUCCAAGCACCGAGGAGACCAGCAUCUGUUUGGGAAGAUAAAAGAAAAAGCCUUCAGCCUCAGCAGUAUUUCCUUUCUUUCUGCUUUUUAUUUAUUUUGUCUUCUUUUUUUUUUUUUUAUCAUGAUCGAGAGGAUUUGUAAAUAGUAUACAAAAGCAUAUGACUUUAAAAAUGUACUUCCGUUGUACAGAAUCAAUUUGAUAAAAGUUUAGCUCCUGCUGUGUGAAUGCCUUGUUAGCUGUGGGUAAUAAUAUAACACAUUGAAACACAAAAAAUGUAAGAAUGAUGAUAGCACUGGAAGAUACACACGUCUCUAAUUACAAGUGGAGGAACCAGAAUAUUAGAUUAAAUGCUCAGCUGUGCUCUGAUUAAAUCUACAUAAAAUGUAAAUGUCAAUUUCAUUUUAAAGUUUUUUCUUUAAUGUAACUAUUUUUUAUCCAAAAAGUAAUCCAUUCCAGUUUUCUAUGUUUUAUACAUUUUAAAAGGGGGGAAAUCCCAAAACCUGAAAAAUGGAAUGGAUACAUUUCAGCUUAACAUAGAUUCUGACUUCACAUCCUGAGCAAAUUCACUCCUGUGCAAAUUAUUUCGAUAUGACUAGGCUGAUUUUCUUAUAGCAACCCUGUACAACGGUGGAGAACUGCCUCAUAGGGUUUCCUAGGCUAUAAUCUUUACUGGAGCCAGUUGCCAGGUCUUUUCCCCAACGGAGCCACUGGGUGAGUUUGAACUGCUGACGCUUCGGUGAAUCGGAAUUGACUCUACGGCAUACAACAAGAGGCUGAUUUCAAGCUAACGAGUUAAAGUACAUUCACCCCCUCAAGAGAAUCUUCAACCUUCUGAAAUUCUAUAAAGAAAACCUUCAAACCUUGUAUCAUUCCAUCUAAAAGCUAAAAAUCUCUACAGGACUACACAAAAAUACUGCCAGAUUUAUAAAUGAUUGCCUAAAUGAAUUUUAUAUGUGCACCACUACUUUAAUUUAUACUGAUACAGUAAAUUAGCAACCCUGUUCAGCUGUCAAAAAGACUAGCCAACUAAAUCUGUAUCGCUGUUGGUGUCAUAUUUUGCCUUUUAUGCAUAUAAAAAAAAUGUAAUACUCAAGUGUUCUCACAGAAAAAAAAGGUAUUUGCUUUCUUAUUAGGUUACUAAAAUACUUUAAUGCAUAGGAUGAUUUUUGUUAUUCGUGUGAAUUUCAAUGUGGAGGAGAAUGCGGUGUGCAGAGUGAUAUGCCAGUGUUUCAUUACAUUCAUUUAUGGAAAAAAUAAUCAUUCUUGGUAACAUGAAUGCAUGAAAACCUGUUUUGUGAAAUAAACUGCUUAUGGGGAGAGGGGCUUGCCUUUAAAAAUGUUUCACUGCUUAUCAUAGAAUCUAUACUUAAAAUUGCAUUCCUAAGACUCUUUAAACGGUAGUUUUUGCUACUUACUCUCUGGUAUAUCAGGGGAGUAUACCUCUGGAGAGAACAAUCAUUUGGUGAGAAUGUCUCACUUCCCUGACUUAGUAGGGGGUGAAGCGUGGUUGAAAUUGCUGCAGACAGUGUUUUGCACUACUUUAUUACUAAUAGACUGGGAUGGGGUCAGGGUGGGGUUAUGCUGGAAAAAUAUAGAAAAGCCAGAAGCAAGAGAUAUGUAUUUCAUUCUAAAGGAGGAUUCUUUAAAAAAACAAUUUAAUCUAAUCAAAGCUUAUUUUUAAAGUAUUUUUAUUUUAAAGAUACGUUGUUAAAUACUGUUUCUUAUGAUAAAACUAUUUUGAUCUGUUUAUACACAAUGCGUGAAAGAAUGUCAAUUAAAUUCCCUUUCUACAGAAAGGCUUUGACCUCAAUAUGCUCUAUUUAGCGCAUCAUGUUUAUAAUGACAUGCUUACAUCUGAAUUCCAUGAAGUUGAUGUUACUACAGAAAUUUUAUUGAUGGGACAAUUGGUUUGAAAUAACUUUUGAUUAUACCUUGCGUGAAAUUUAUGUUCUGUGCUGACAAUGUCUACUAUUCAGAUGUCUGCAAGCCUAAUACUCUAUAACCUCAAGUGUACCUAGUAGAGAGUAACCAUUAACAGAUGACUAAUUAUUGUUUGUUUCAUUGUAUCAAAUUUCAGAUGUUUAGUUCAAUGGUAAUGUUGAAUACACAUAUUCACUGCAUUAAAUACAAAAGAAAAUAAUCUUUUCUAAGUAUAAUCAGUACUCCUUUUUCUCCCUCUUUUGGUUAGUUUUUGAUGGUUGAGGGAAGAGUGAUGGUGGAUUAUGUACAUAUUCUUAUAAAAGACACUUAACUUAGAGACAGGUUUGGUUUGGACAAUCAACGUUUUCCCUGAUACCUUGGCUAUAUGUAUAAAAUGGAAACCCUGGUGGUGUAGUGGCUAAGUGCUAUGGCUGCUAACCGAAAGGUCUGCAGUUCAAAUCCACCAGGCGCUCCUUGGGGCAGUUCUACUCUGCUUUAUAGGGUCACUAUGAGUUGGAAUCGACUCGACGGCAAUUUUUUUUUUUAAUGUAUAAAAUACAGUACCUUCAGAGGGGUGAGCAUCCAAUGAAACUGAUAGAAGAGUAAAAACUGUCUUGGGACAUGAAAGUGAUACUAAGGAGAAUCUUCUUGCUUUUAGAAGCUACUGCGUUCAUAGGCUGAAGAUAGAUUGUGUCUGGUAGGAUUUUAACUAUUUCAUUUCCCCUUUCACAUUAAGUGCAAUUUUGCCUUUUGAGAACUGCCUCACUUGCCUUGAUUUUGAGAGUUUCAGCAUUUAAAUAUUUCAAGCUGUCUCUAGCUAGAUUAGAUGUCAUUCUAACACCUAUUUGGAUUGCUAAAUAUAGUACCCCCAUUGCCAUCCAGUUGAUCCCUACUUAUAGCGACCCUAUAGGACAGAGCAGAACUGCCCCAUAGGGUUUCCAAAGAACAGCUGGUGGAUUUGAACUGCCAUCCUUUUAGUUGGCAGUUGAGCCUUUAACCAAUGUGCCACCAGGGCUGCUAAAUGUAGUAGUCAUUGUGAACUACUAAAUAUUUUCCUCAGUAUCUUUCAGUGAGUGAGUUCACUGAAGGUCAUUAACUGUUUACAUUCCAAGUUACUAUUAUUGGAGCCCUGGUGACAUACUGGUUAAGAGCUCAACUGCUAACCAGAAGGUUGGCAAUUCAAAUCCACCAGCUGCUCCUUAGAAACCCUAUGGGGCAGUUCUACUCUGUCCUAUAGGGUUGCUAUAAGUCAAAACCAACUCACCGGCACCUAACAACAACUAUUGCCAUAAAUUGUGAUAGUUCCUAAGAAAUGCAUAUAAGUGCAUUGUAUGUAACAUUUUCAAUUAUAAAAAGAGUACAGUACUCCUUGUUCAUGUUGGCACUAUUCCACUCUCAAUAGUUUCUAUAGUGAUUUCCAAAUGAUUUUUGAAACAUUGUGUGUCAUGUAUACUUGCACUAGGAUGAUCUGAGCUGGGAGACUAAGUGACUUCACUUCAUGAUAUAUGUACAGAGUGCAUACUUUAUGACCUCUCUUAUCACUGGCAAUUGUCAAACCAAUGAUAGUCUAGUAAAACCAAAUCUGGAGCUGAAGUCAAAUUUGAUAGAUUUCUAAAAGUAAUUUUUAGCUUUUUACUUUAUAUUUAAAAGUGAAGAAAAAUCCAGGGACCAUAGGAACUUUUUUCCACUUUGAUUUCAACAUUAAAAUGUCUCUGAUGCUGAAAGUUGCCUACUUCUGUAUUAAGUUUUAUUGAACAGGUUUUCGUAUCAGUUUAUACACUUGUUAAAUCUGCCUAAAGAGUCAUAAUCUUUGCAAAUUUUGUACUCACUCACAUAAAAAAAAGUAUAAGGCAGUUGAUGCACCAGUUAUGCAAAAACCAGGGCUUCAAACCAGUUCAUUCUGGUUCAAACCGCUGCUGAGAAUUUGCAUUUCUACCCCAGAUAUAAUGAAUCAGAGUCUACAUUUUUUAACAAGAUCCCCAAGUGAGUCUUAUCUAUAAUAAAUUUUGAGAACCACUGCUCUACUAGUGGAAACCCUGGUGGCAUAGUGGUUAAGUGCUAUGGCUGCUAACCAAGAGGUCGGCAGUUUGAAUCCACCAGGCGCUCCUUGGAAACUAUCAGGCAGUUCUACUCUGUCCUAUAGGGUCGCUAUGAGUUGGAAUUAACUCGAUAGCAGUGGGUUUGGUUUUUUGGUUUUGGCUCUACUGGCAGAUUUCAGAAUUGGUCCCUAACCAGUAGCAUUGGCAUCACCUGGAAUCUUGUUAGAAAUGCAAAAAACCCACUAUUAUACUUUUUUUUUUUUAAGUUUUUUAUGCUUUAGGUGAAAGUUUACAGCUCAAUUUAGUUUCUCAUUCAAAAAUUUAUACACAAAUUGUUUUGUGACAUUGGUUGCAAUCCCUGCAAUGUGUCAGCACUGUUCCUCUUUCCCUUUAAAACCCAAGUUCCCCACUCAUCUAGUUUUCCUGUUCCUUUCUGCCUUGUCUUUGCCCUUGGGCAGGUGUUGCGCUUUUGGUCUCAUAUAUUUGAUUGAACUAAGAAGCAUGUUUGUUUUAUAGGCCUGUUUAAUCUUUUGCUGAAAGGUGGACAUGGGGAGUGCCUUCAGUUCUGAGUUAGCAGGGUGUUCAGGGGGCCAUAGUCUUGGGGGUUCCUCCAGUCCCUAUCUUUUUUUGGAAAAGCCUCAGGUAUUAUUAAGUGUGGUCUUUUUUUCUGAAUUUGAAUUUUCUACAUUUUUCUCCCAUUCUGUCCAGGACCCUCUAUUUUGAUCCUUGGUGGUGGUAGCUGGGCACUUUCUAGUUAUUCUGGGCUCAGGUCGUUGGGGGCUGUAAUUCAUGUGGUCCAUUAGUCCUUUGGACUGAUAUUUUCCUUGUGUCUUUGGUUUUCUUCAUUCUCCUUUGCUCUAGACAGGAUUGGGCCAAUAGAUGUAUCUCAGAUGGAUGCUGGCAAGCUUUUAAGACCCCAGACGGUACUCACCAAAGUAGGAUGUAGAACUAUGUAAUGCCAGUUGACCUAGAUGUCCCCCAAGACCAUGGUCCCCAGCCCUCAGCCCCAGUAACUGGGUCCCUCAAGGUGUUUGGAAGUUAUCUAGGAAGCUUCUGUGGCUUUGCCUUGGUCAAGUUGUACUGUCUUCCCCUAGAAAUAUAGGGGCUGACUUCCCCCUAGAAAUAUAGAAGUCACCACAACUUGACUUCCCAUCAUACUUCUUGGAAAGGCCUGAGGUAUUAUUAAUUGAUGCUUGUUUAAAUUCCAGGCCUUUAAAUAAGUGUGUCUGGUCGCACACGCAGGUUUCCAUUAGAGUAUCUACAACUGGCUUUUCUAAUUCCUUAGUAGAAUGUGAAUUAAAACUACAUUAAAAAAAUAAUGUAAUGCCUGGGGCAGGGACUAGAAGGCAGGAGGGAACAGAAAAGCUGGUAAUAGGGAACCUAGGGUUAAGAAGGGAGAGUGUUGACAUGUUAUGGGGUUGUUAACCAAUGUCACAAAGCAACGUGUGUACUAACUGAUGAGACACUAGUUUGUUCUGUAAACCUUCAUCUAAGGUACAAUUAAAAAAAAAUAAUGUAAUGAAUUCUUACCGUAGUUUUACUCCUUUCAAUUAUAAUUCUUUUGCCCAGAAUGGUGUUAACUCACCAGAGAGGAAAAUAAAUAAAACACUCUUGUAUUUUGGUAAAAAUGUUACUGUUUUAUGCCUCAGUUUCUAUAUUUGUACAUUGGCAAUUUAUAUAGUGGAAGUCACAUCAUAUAACUUAUUGCAUCUGAAUCUCUGAAAUUUAAAAAAAAAUACCAAGAAAAAUCUCUCAUUAUGUAAGAAUACUAUGCAAAUAAAAACCAUUAAAUGCCCAGGCAUAUGAUAUAGAAAUGAGCAACACUGUGAAAGGUUUGCUCUAAUUUAAUGAUUAAAUCUAUGCUUUUCCAAGGGGAUCUGGGUUAAGUACUAAAAAAAUGAAACAAAUACUUAAUUGGUGUUAAAUGAGUUUGAAUUUAUUGGGAUCGUCCUUCCUUCACAUUCUAAACCUUCAAAAAAAAAAUGAAGUAUUCUAUUGCAUGCACAGCAGUAUUUUUGUAAAGACACUUAGGGUUUUUUUUUAUUAUUAUUUAAAUGAUAGUUCUUUCUGUCUCCAAGUGGCACAGAAAAAUUACAUAACCCCAUUUUUGAAAAAGUAACCAAAUUACACUGUUCUUUUGCUCUAGUCAGUCCAUAGGGUUACCGAUUAAGCUGAAAGCUCUAUUUGUAUUGGGAAAAACAGCUAUGGUCUAGAGAAGUAGCUACACAAAAGUUUUUUUCAGUUUGCAGCAAAAAUGAAAUCUCAAUGUAAUUCUUCCCCUGCUGUAGAUUGUUGAAUAUUCCUUCAAAAGAGAAAAAGAGUGGCCAACCUGGCAAUCAAUGAAUGAACAUGGAAGCCACCUCUUUUUUUGCACAGGAGGAAUCCAUUUGAUGAGAUCUAGAGACCUGGCUGAGUGUCGCUACUAGUGAAGCAAGAUAAUGUAGGCUCAGUUACAAAUGACAUGAGUCAAUUUGUGGCAUUUUAUUUCACCAGAGUUCAAAUGGUAACCAGUUUGGAGAAAAUGCUGUAUGCAUAAAGAAGUACACCUGGCCUCAACUGAGGGCUUCAAACUUGUUCCAACCCCUGCUCAGAAUUUGCAUUUCUAACAAGUUCCCUGCUGAGGAUUUGCAUUUCCACCCAGAUAUACUGAAUCAGAAUAUGCAUUUUAACAAGCUCACAAAUGAUUCUUAUACGUAACUUUCUAAGAACAGGUUCAAAGGCCUGCCUCAACUACACUCAGUUGUUUGCAUUAUCAAAGGCACACCUGAGGCAACAGUUAAGUGUUAUUACAGAGACAGCUGUCCUACAGAAGAAAGGUGUGGGAAAGGAAAUGCCAAUAUUUGUCUCAAGGAUCUCUCCUCUUUUAAGCUACUCCAAGAACUGGAUAUCUUAUAAUUAAACUCUACAUCAACGUCCACAAAACAUACUCUCCUUUAUAAAGCAGUCGUGAUUAUGACAAUUCCAAGUCAAAAUUUGUGUUUAACUUGUAAUACGGUUGUCGUUGUUAGGUGCUGUUGAUUCCAACUCAUAGCAACCCCAUGCACGACAGAAUUAAAUACUGCUGGGUCCUGCACCAUCCUCACAAUCAUUCUUAUGUUUGAGCCCAUUGUUACAGCCACUGUGUCCGUCCAUCUUGUUGAGGGUCUUCCCCUUUUUCGCUUAUCCUCUACUAUACCAAGCAUGAUGUCCUUCUCCAGGGAGUGAUCCCUCCUGGUAACAUGUCCAAAAUAUGCGAGAUGUAGUCCGGCCAUCCUUGCUUCUAAGGAGCAUUCUGGUUGUACUUCAUCCAAGACAAAUUUGUUUGUCCUUUUGGCAGUCCAUGGUAUAUUCAAUAUUCUUCCCCAACACCACAAUUCAAAAUCAUUAAUUCUUCUUUGGUCUUCCUUAUUCAUUGUCCAGCUUUUGCAUGCAUAUGAGAUGACUGAAAAUACCAUGGCUUGAAUCAGGCGCACCUUAGCCCUCAAGGUGACAUCUUUGCUUUUCAACACUUUAAAGAGAUCGCUUGCAGCUGAUUUGCCCAAUGCAAUGCAUCUUUCGAUUUCCUGACUGCUGCUUCCAUGGGGGUUGACUGUGGAUCCAAGUAAAAUGAAAUUCUUGACAAUCUCAAUCUUUUCUCCAUUCAGCAUGAUGUUGCUCAUUGGUCCAGUUGUAAGGAUUUUUUGUUUUCUUUAUGUUGAGGUAUAAUCCGUACUGAAAGCUGUGGUCUUUGAUCUUCAUCAGUUAAGUGCUUCAAGUCCUCUUCGCUUUCAGCAAGCAAGGUUGUGUCAUCUGCAUAAUGCAAGUUGUUAACGAUUCUUCCUCCAAUCCUGAUACCCCAUUCUUCUUUGUAUAGUCCAGUUUCUCAGAUUAUUUGCUCAGCAGACAGAUUGAAUAGGUAUGGUGAAAGGAUACAAUGUUGACACACACCUUUCCUGACUUUAACCCAUGCAGUAUCCCCUUGUUCUGUCCAAACAACUGCCUCUUGAUCCAUGUACAGACUCCUCAUGAGCACAAUUGCAUGUUCCAGAACUCCCAUUCUCUGCAAUAUUAUCCAUAAUUUGUUACGAUCCACACAGUUGAAUGCCUUAGCAUAGUCCGUAAAACACAGGUAAACAUCCUUCUGGUAUUCUCUGCUUUCAGCCAGGAUCCGACAUCAGCAGCAAUGAUAUCCUUGGUUCUAUGUUCUCUUCCAAAUCUGGAUUCAAUUUCUGGCAGUCUCCUGUUGAUAUACUGCUACAGCCACUUCUGAAUGAUCUUCAGCAAUAUUUUAUUUGCCUGUGGUAUUAAUGAUAUUGUUCGAUAAUUUCUGCAUUCGGUUGGUUGACCUUUCUUGGUAAUAGGCAUAAAUGUAGAUCUCUUCCAGUCCGUUGCCCAGGUAGAUGUCUUCCAAAUUUCUGGGCAUAGAUGAGUGAGCACUUCCAGUGCUGCAUUCGAUUGUUGAAACAUCUCAAAUGGUAUUCCACCAAUUCCCAGAACCUUGUUUUUUGCCAAUGCCUUCAGUGCAGCUUAGACUUCUUCCUUCAGUAGCAUCGGUUUCUGAUCAUAUGUUACCUCCUGAAACGGAUGAACAUUGACCAGUUCCUUUUGGUAUAGUGACUGUGUGUAUUCUUUCCAUCUUAUUUUGAUGCUUCCUGCGUCCUUUAGUAUUUUCCCCGUAGAAUCCUUCAGUACUGCAACUUGAAACUUGAAUUUUUUCCUCAGUUGUUUGAGCUUAAGAAAUGCUGGGCAUGUUCUUCCCUUUUCAGUUUUCUAUCUCCAGGUCUUUGCACAUGUCAUAAUACUUCGUCUUCUCGAGUCACCCUUUGAAAUCUUCUGUUCAGCUCUUUUAUUGCAUCAUUUUUUUCCAUGUAAUACUGCCACCAUGGAAAAUAAUUUAUCGGUGUCAAAAACUAACAAACACUUAAAAAUUUUUACAAAGGUGAGAGUAUCUAUUUCCUAUUACACAGGGAGGGAUAGUGUUUGUGAUUUUGCUGACACCUGCCUAUGACCACCUGUACACAAUGGUAUACCUACCCCUCAUCUUUGUCUUAGAACUCUUAUCAACUAAGUUUCCAUUAACAUGGAGAUCUAGCAGGCCAUAGCAAGGCCUCUGAAGCACAUGAGAACCUACCUAGAAAAGUCAAAUACUAUGCAUAUUUAAAGAAGUAGUUUUUAAAUAGAUCGUUGUGGUGUUCCAUUUUAUUUGUUGGAAGUUGCUGAAUGUUAUUUUUAAAUUUUUCCUAUAGGAUGUACAUGAGGGGAAAAAAAAGCUUUUUCAGAAAUAACAGAGAAAACCUUUUUUUUUUCUUUUUUGAUUGUGAAACAUCCAGUACUUGAUAAUUUAACCAAGAGCCAAGCAGACUGACCCUUGUGGGGUGAGAUACCAGGCACACAGCAUCUAUCCUUGUGGCGCUGUAAUGCUAAUACAAAGAAUGCACGCGUGCUUCAUCUCCCAGGACCCACUUAUAUUUUAUCUCCCAUGACUGUGACAACAACCCUGACAAGCAGGUGAGAAAUCUCACCAAAAAAAAUUAUGUGGUACUUUCCAGUCUACUGUACUUGUGAAAUAGGUAUCCAAUAGAUUUAUAUAAAAGUUAUAAAAAUAUUGUUAUUUUGAGUUGUACUACUCAAAACGGAGCCCUGGUGGCGUAGUGGUUAAGCGUUCAGCAGCUAACCAAAAGAUCGGUAGUUGGAAUCCACCAGCCCCUUCUUGGAAACCCUAUGGGGCAGUUCUACUAAGUCCUAUAGGGUUGCUAUGAGUCGGAAUCGACUUGACAGCAAUGGGUUUUUUCAAUGGAUUUACUCAAAACAGUACCUUAGGGGAAGGCAUUUUUUUUCUGGCCUUUGCAGAAGAGGUGCAAAAUAAUGCGCUCUGGAGGACAGUGGCAAGACAUUUCCACUCAGAAUUCACUCAGCAGAGGGCAAGCUGUUUAUAUUUGCAUUAAUGUUGUCAAUAAUAAAACCUAAAUUAUAAAGUGGAUUUUUUCCCAGAUCUAUGAAGACAGAUGAAAAACAAUCUUAAUUUAGUAACAUAGUAGUGAAUGCCCUUUAAAGGCAUGUAAGAUACAGCCUUUGAUAAAUGUAGCCAUCAUUUAAUCUCAUCAGUUUCACUCUGCUUUUGUGUGUUGAAUAAUCUGAAAAGAUCAAGCAAAGAACAAGUAAUUCUUCACGUUCCAUGAAUACUUCUAAAAUCAGAAGAGGCAGACAGUGAAGAUAUGUUAGCGUGGCUCCACAUCAUAUCCACAUAAAGAAAUUUAAUCUUUAGCAAUUUAAGAAACUUACUGAAGAGUAAUGACACCCCAACCCCCACCCAACAAACAUGGUGAGAAUCUGCUUUGAAGUGGUUUAAUAUGAAGACAGAAGCUGUGGUGACACACUGGUUAAGCGCUUGGCCACUAUACGAAAGGUUGGUGGUUCAAACCCAUCAGCUGCUCUGUGGGAAAAGAAUGGCAGUCUGCUUCCGUGAAGAUAUGCAGCCUUGGAAUUCCCAUGGGGCAGCUCUCCUCUGUCUUAUAGGGUCUCUAUGAGUCAGAAUCAACUUAAUGACAAUGGGUUUGGUUUGGGUUUUAAUACAAAGACUACAGGUGCGUAUCAGUAAAAAAAUGUCCUAGUCCCUUUCAAAGGAGGAGCGUAUAGUGUAAAUGUAUUAUUUGAGAUCUUCAUUAGAUAAUGCUAAUGAUGUUUUUUAAUUACAUCCCACCUUGAAGAAAAAUGGCAUAUAUUAAAACUGCAGUUUAUAUUUUAAAAAUCCAGUAGAUGGUAGUGUAAAUAAGACAUUUUCAGAAAAGUUUCAAGGCUGAUUCUUAGGAGUAUUACUUUAAAAAAUAAAAUUGUUACUGCAUUAUAAACAAAUGUAAACCAAGUUACAAGAAACUUGGAGAAGUGAAAAAGAAAUAUUCGAAAUUCUAUCACAUAAAACACAACCGUUAUUAGUAAUGUAUUUACUUUUUUCCUAUGUAUUUUUUGCAUACAGAAAAUAUUUAAUUACAUUUAAAGAGUUACUAUUUUAAAAAAGAAUUAAAAUUAGUCAAGAAAAGUGGUGCUUAGGCAACUAGUCUGACCACUUCUUAAAAACAGCUUUCUACUUCUCCUUAAGUCCACUUUCAUAUCCAAAUAUGAAUUUACAGUAUUUUGGAAGGGCGUAGAAAAGAACUAAAAUGAUAGGAACGCAAGAAAUUAGAAAUCCAGAUUUCCCUAACUUUGAAGAAAGGACUGGGGGUUAUUAGUCCAUAACAGUCUGUUUCUGAUGAUACCACUAAGAUUGCUGUUUUUAUUCUUUAGUUUUGAUUGAAUUUCAGCUAAAAGAACCUUCCACAAAACACUUAUCUGGACCCUUGGUUAACUGAACUUUAUUCAAAAUCUUCAAACACACAGUUUAUUCCUGGGAUUGGAAAUUUGUCUAUAUGCUUUUUGUCUGAUUUUUAUCUGCCUUCACUAACUUCUCUAUCAAUAUAUUAAACCAAAAACCUGUUGCUGUUAAGUAGAUUGCGACUCAUAGUGACCCUAUUAUAAGACAGAGUAGAACUGCCCCAUAGGGUUUCCAAGGAGCAGUUGGUGGAUUCAAACUGCCAAUCUUUUGGUUAGCAUCCAAGCUCUUAACCACUGCCACCAGAAGCACCCAAUAGCACCUGUAAAUCUUUAUCCUCUUGAUUCCUUUACACCAGAAUGUUUCCUAAUAAUUUUUCCCCUUAUGCUCUUGACCAAUUUUCAUCUUUUAUUAUUCUUUGACAUUUUCAUGAAAAGCUCCUUAAAAUACAUAAUUUACUUUUACCAAAUUUUAUUUGCUGCUCUGUAAUUUCGUCUCUGUGUUGUACAAGAGAAAAAUGCAUCUUUGGGACAAAUUCAGAUACCCAAGAUAAAUAUUUCAUCAAACAAAAACAAAAAAUGAUUCUAAAUCAAACUAUUGUGGUCAUUAGAAAAAUUUAUCAGAGUCAUGACAUCAACCAUUGUUGACCUAACCUUUAAGUUGAGAAGUCACUAACAACAAACUAAAUUCUUUUUACAUGUCACCACUUUAAGAUUAAUGAUCUUUUCCAACAUGACUAUUUCAUUUGGGGACAGCAGAAUGGAGAAGCAGUGGUAAUUGUAGUUCAUAUACUAUCAAGAUAAAUGAUAGUAUGAUAGGUGUAAAUUCAAAGCUGGAUUCCAGAUUUUCAACUUAUCUGUGGCACAUUAUUUUCUUAAACCCCAUUUCUCAGUAGAAGUAGAUCAUAUGUUCCAAAGUAGUCAUUUUCUAUUAAUGCUUAGCACCAAUUACGUAUUAAUGUUUAGUUGACCAAUUUAGAUAUUUUGGGAAGGAAGUUAGAUUAGAAGAGAUAUGGAUUCAACAUCCUAAAAAGAUUUGGGGGCAAUGGUACAAAAAUUAAAAAAUUUGGAGGAUACGUUUCAAUUCUUAUUGGAGUCAGCUAUUUGCAGAUGCUUGAAUAAGGGCCUUUUUUUGUUUGUUAAGGGCAAUAUUAUGUUAUAAUACACGUAUUGCAUACAUACUAAGAAUAUGAUAUACUUAUUUGAUUAUAUUGUAGUUACUUUUCUGACUUAAUACUGUUGUGUAUUAAUUCAGCAAAUAAAGACCCAGAAAAGAGUUCGCUAUGCUUUUUUUAAAAAAGUUAUAUAUAUAUAUAAUAUACAUAUAUACAUAUAAUCUUCAAUAGCAAAAAGAUAGCGUUCUUUAAAAAAAUCAAUUGUGUCUAGCACUAAGGGUUAAAACAUAGUGUAUUUAUAACCCAAACUAUAUAUCUACACAUUAAAAAAUAAAAAACCUACAGUAAUUCAAAUACACAAAAAAGUAGAAACUGCUUUUAACACAGAGUACCCUCAAAUAGCAGGAUUCUUCUGUGAUAAAAAGUUAAUCAUUUGUCUUUACAUUUAGUAAAUUUAACAAGUCUGUUUCUCAAACAAUUUAAUAUUUUUUUUCCCUCGAACAAUUAACAUAAAAUCAUGUCUGAGGAAAAAAAGAUGUGUAUGAGUCCUUAGGGCUUGGAGCUUUCAUAAACUAGGCAGCAUGAAUUAAAUCUAUUUUGGAUAUUCUGUAAGAUUAGCAUUUACCAUAAAAGGGUAAACUUUUUGAACAUGGAAUGAUCGAUGAUGUUAUAAAUAUCUCUUGUAAGAUCUUUUUUCUCUGAAUAGAAUUUGCAGUACCUUGAAAGAUGUAUGCUUGGAACCAUAUAAAACACCACCAAAAUUUUUUCUAAUUAACUUAUAGUCUAAUAAUCUCUAAUUCUAUAUAAGCAAAUAACCACCAAAGCGUAUCUUCCCACCACAAUUCACUUUAACCUACAAGGUGAUUUCCUGAUAACAUAAUUUGAUUUACAAGGAAUAGUUAACUAUUCCAUGUCUCCAGUUCUGACAUCACCAGGCACAGCCUAAUUCCAAUAAUACCAUCACUGACCUUUCUAACUCAAUCCACAUUUGUUAUAAAAACAAUUAUCAUUCCCAGUUUUGCAAGUUCCACAUCAGCAGGAGGUACGACUGGCAUGGAAGCUAUGUGAUAAAUGCCUGAGGGAAAGAGUGCCUCGUGUCACUCAAGGAUGACCCCUUCUUAAUGAUUAAGGAGCAACAGUGACAGGCUCUCAUCAGGUUCUUCGCUUAACUGGAAAGGUGUGCAAAGGAUUGCACAUUCCACCAAUAAUUUUUUCAUGUGAAGGUAUUCAUUUCAUUUAACUUUCUAAAGCAGCAUAAACAAAGAUGGCAAGCAUUUUGGGGGGAGUCUAUAUAAAGCACUCUGGUGUUAAUGCAUUUUUGUUUGCCUAGGAAUAGGUACCAGCAGUUCACCAAGAUUGCAAAAGCACACCCUACAUCCUAUCCAUUCUAAAACUGCUAAAAUAAUGCUGAUCAAAGGAUUAAACUAUCAGGCUCUUGAAUACUCAGAUCAUUUAAAAACUAAAACAGAACACCAAUUAUUAUUGCAAAUUUUAGAAACACACAAAAUCGAAAUUAAUUUUUUGAACAGCCUAUAUAAAAGACAAUAAAACAAUACCGAAGCCUGGUUUACCUUUCCGGACUGGGAGCCUUUCUUCUUUUGUGUAUGGUCAGCCCAUCAAACACACUGCAUGACACACAGAUGUUUAAGAAAUGUCAAAUUCAAAACACUGAUUAAUUUCACAUUUGACAUAUACGAAGAUAAAUGUUUUUCUGGUCAUCUACAGCAGCUAUGGAAAAUGUAUAUACUUGGACUACUUUAUUUGCAUAGUGAAAUGAAGAGUUAAAAAGCUAGAAAACUCUAACUUCAUAGAGGCCCUUUCUACUUUUACUGCCAGUAAAAUUUCUAAAAUCUUUCUAUACUCUAAAUAUUUGCAGGGGUUGGGUGUGGGGGAAAGCUGACUCUUAACAGUUCAGAGAUAUCCUUCCAGGCUUUAUUUACAUUGUAAUAAGAGCUUUUUUAUACUUUUACAAUUCCAAGGAACUAUGAUACCAAAUCUGGCAAGAGUACACUAUAAAGCUUACUCAACCUUGUCUUCAGGUGCAACUUCUAGAAACCUACAACUAAAAACCAAGUACUCGGACUGAUUUAUUUUUUUAUUUAGAGUUUCCACACUCUCUACUUCUAAGAUAAAUUUGAGGUAUUUUUAUAUUUUCUAAAGUAAAUAUAAGAAAUAAUAUUGGAAACAAAAUUUCUUGUUGCAGGUUUAAACUAACAAAUGUUUGUGGGAAUUCUUAACUAGGCCACAGAACAUGGUAAACUGUGUUUGCCAAACUGGACUUUUGAAGAAGUGCAAAGUCGUACAGUGAUGAUAACUACUUAAAGGCACAGAUUUCAAUGGCAUUUGAGUGUUUCAUAUUUUGUCACCACGGCUUGUAGAAGUUGGCAGACAGAACAGUCAGUAAUAAAAUAUUAAUACUAAUUGCAACUAAAAUGCGAUAUUUCUUAUGAACAUCUAAUUUAGAAAAGUAAUUUUUCUUAAUAGUGCAAUACCCUAACUCAUAAAAAAAAAAAAAAAUGUUGAUUAUUUCAUUAAGCUGAAAUUACUACCAACUUGGGAGAAAGAUAUGACAGUCUGCUUCUGUAAAGAUUACGGCCUUGGAAACCCUAUGGGGCAGUUCUACUCUGUCCUAUAGGAUCACGAUGAGUUGGAACUGACUUGAGGGCAAUGGGUUAAGCAAUUAUUACCAAUUUAAUCAAAAGGUAAGAUUUAUGUGUAUAAUACAUAUCUUUUUUUUUUUUUAAGUUGUGCUUUAGGUGAAGGUUUAUGGAGCAAAUUAGUUUCUCAUUAAACAAUUAAUACAUAUAUUGUUUUGUGACAUUGGUUGUCAACCUUACGAUGUGUCAACACUCUCCUUUUCUAGACCUUGGGUUCCCUGUUACCAGCUUUCCUGUCCCCUACCGCCCUCUCAUCCUUACCCCUGGGCUGCUGUGCCCAUUUAGUCUCGUUAUGUUUUAUGGGCCUGUCUAACCUUUGGCUGAAGGCUGAACCUCGAGAGUGACAUCGGUACUCAGUUAAAAGAGUGUCCAGGGGCCAUACUCUCAUGGUUAUGUAUAAUACAUAAUAUAUCUUGCCUUUUGCUCAAAUGAUUCAUUAUGACCAAAUAGAAUCAGUGGAAAGGAAGUAACAUUUAUUAAAUGCCGUAUAAUGUGAUGUUGUUGGUUGCCCUUAAGUUGACUCCGACUCAAGGGACCCCAUGUGUGCAGAAUAGAACUGCUCCACAGUAUUCUCAAUGACUGUGACCUUUCAGAAGCAGAUUGCCAGGCCUGUCUUCCGAGAUGCCUGAGUGAAUUGAACUGCCAACUUUUCAGCUACUAGGCAAGUGCCUAACCAUUUGUGCCCCCUUAUAUAUGUGAUAGGCUAACUUAAUUGUAUCAUGACACAAAUUUGUUGUUGUUUGCCACUGAGUCAGUUCUGACUCACAGCAACCCUACAGGACAGAGUAGAAUUGUCCCAGAGGGUUUAACCUAGGGUGCAACCUCUAUGGGAGCAGAUAGCCAGGUCUUUUCUUCCCUGGAGGGGUUGGUGGGUUUGAACCCUGAACCUUUCAGUUAGCAGCCAAGUGCUUAACCAUUACAUCACCAGGGCUCCUCCAUGGCACAGAAACCUGGUGUUAUUUCCAUUUGACAGGAUAAGGAAACCAAAGAGAAAUUCAUUUGCCUUGUAAUUUAGCUAAUAAGAAACUAAACAAGGAUUUGAAACUGUCUGAAGUCAAAGUCUAUGUUUUUAAGUUUACAUUAGCUUACCAAACAAACAUAUCCCAAUGUUUUUUUACAAAUCAAGUGGCUACUCCUUAGAAUAAAAAUGUUCUUAUAUUCAUAAGCUGGGGAAACACGUUACUCCCUAUGAGUAUUUUAAUGUCCCUUAGAUAGUCUCCACUUCAUCAUGUUUCCUCUGAUACUUUGGCAGACUAAAUAAAUAUUAAAGGGGAUUUGUAUGAUGUCAGAUUUGAAGGCCAACUAGCAAUAACUAAUAAUUCUUAUAGUAUGUGUGAAAAAAUUACUGAUUUAAAAUAUAGAAAACAGCUCUGAUUUUUAUCCAGAGCUGAUAUACUAAUGUAAUAGUUUUCAACUUAGAUUAUAAACCCAGUAAUAAAAUACUGAGCACUUGUAUUUUGUUAAAAGAUCUAUUUCCAAGAUAAAGUUAAAGUGUGCUUCUUUAGCAGAUUAAUUGCUGUGAGAU